AUGAGAAACUCAAAGGACAAAAUCCCUGAAAAGGACAUCUUGAAAAAGCGAAUCACAACCACAACAACCACCCCCAGCUCGGUUAAGAAAUCAGCAAGUGGUACGUCACUGUUGCUCAAACCAACUGCACGUAACACAGCCACCGACAAGCUGCAACGCACGGUCGAGGAAGCAAACAACAAUGCAGAUCAACCAAUGCAGGAAGAUCAGCAUAGCACUCCUUCUGUCAACGAUGAUCCAGCACUCGACAAUACUGGCGCACCUUUGGUCAGCCAGAUGUCUUUCUCCCCUUCUGCCAACACGCCAGAGUGGGUGUUUCAUUUCCAGAGGGAAUUCAGAGCUCACGAGCAACGCAUUGCCUCCUUGGAGUACGCUAUGGCCGAAAUAGACAGACUCAAGUCUGAACUGGAUGCCACGAAAACUGAAUUAGCUUCAGCAAAUGCUCAGGUUGCCUCUCUCCAAAAGCAACUCUUGGUGCGCACUGACUCUGGCAGCAAUGCCUCUCAGUAUGCGUCGCUCCCUCCAACAAUCCAGGCUACUAAUGGUCGUGCUCCAUCUCUUUCACCAGCAGAGUUUCCAGCUUUGCCUGCUAGUAACACCAAGUCUGCCUCUUCUUCCCCAAAGAACGCUACCUCAUAUCAACCUGUCAAAAAAUGUAAGAAGGAGUCAAUCAAAUCUAUCUUGCGCAUGUUUGAAGCACCCCGUGUUGUAGAUCCUUCCAUCUUGGAGGAUCCUCAAUACCGUUACUUCCACUUCGCUUGUAAGUAUCGCAAGAAGCUCGCCAAGUAUCGUAGUCAGCUACGUCGUCUCGGUCUUGACACUGGACGCAUCUUGGAUAUCCACUACCCUGCCAAGGGUAUUGUUGCUCUCUUGAUCCACCAGGAAUACUCAACUGACUUCCUUGCAACGCUGGCCAAGCACAAACUUGAGCCUAUCACCGACUUCGAUCAAUUUGCUGCUGCAAAUCUGAACGAUCCUGCUCUCCUCACUCUGGAUGAUGCUGCUCGUGCUGCUAAAGCCAGAGAGCUUCAACAAGCCCGUCUCGCUCGUGGUAUUCAACAUGCCCGCCAGUACUUGCGUUCUGCCAUUGCUCGUGAUUUUCAAAGACAAGGCUUCCUAUCUAGUGAACAAGUGGAGACCAUCCUCCGUGGUGGAUCCAUCUCUACCUCUGUGAAUACUGACAUGGACACCCAAGGUUUUGAAUCCUCUGCUGCCUCUUCUUCUUCCUCCCCAGUGUUUGCCACUGGUGCUGCUGCUUCCUCCCUCGCUGGUGCUGUCUUUGAAUCCGCCUCCCUCUCUUCUUCUUUACCGCCAUCCUCACCUGCUCCUCCUGCUCUCACCCUAACCACUUGGAAUGCCAAUGGCCUUGUCCGUCAAACCGUCAAUACUGUUACUGACUAUCUAAGUGAUUCUUCUCUCAUUUUCAUCACUGAAACAUGGUUACUCCCUCCGUUACGCUUCCCCACAACAUGGCAGCAGUUCCAUACCUAUGGUAAACGAGUCUCUGGUGAUCCUCAUCACACACAUCGUGGCCAACAAGGUAUCACACUUCUUGUGAACCCCAAUUGUCCCUACCCAGUCAUGCCUCUGCCUUCCCGCUCUCCCUAUGUCUUUUCUUGCCGUGUCUCCAAAUACCUUAUACAUUGCCUGUAUUUGCCACCAUCCUUGUCGGAUCAAGAAGUAGCUGCUCUCUUUGAGGGCCCUGAUGCUUUGGAACAAGAUGCCAACACCAUCCUUUGUGGUGAUUUCAAUGCUCGAAGUCAAGCCCUGCUUGGUGACACUGCUACCUACACUCGUGGUUCGUGGCUGCAUGAAUUCAUCCUGUCCAAUGGAUUGCACUGCUGGAAUGCGCUUUUGGCGUAUGGUAUCCCUACCCUCUCUUCACCAAGUCGGUUGGACAAUGCUCAAGUUGGGCAUACAUCGUGGAAUAGUAUUGUUGAUCUGAUCAUCAGCUACUCCCCCCUUCUUGAACCUACCAUGACCAUCCAUGAUGCCAAUCUUGGCUCUGACCAUGUGCCUGUGUCUCUCUCUUUUGUUCCCACUACUGCUCCACCUCCUGCUGCUCCUCAUCCUCGUCUUCUCUGGAAAUUGUCAUUAUUGGAUGAUCACAAGAGUGUAGAGCACUACCGGGCUUUGUUUAGGGUAGAAAUAUCCCCUAUCAAAACUGCACUCUUGGCAGAAGUUAAGUACACACUAGAAAUGCUCAAUCACAACCACAGUACCUCUACUCACGCCAACUCUUCAAAUAUCUCUAGACCCCAUCCACCGGAUGUAGAUAUGUUGGCUGAUAGCCUCACGCGGGCUAUCCAUACCAGUUUGGACAAAUCAGUUGGUCGCCAAAAGCCUCCUGCUGGUCCUCGUGGUAAUGCUCGGUUCUGGACUGAUUCACUCCAACACUUGGUUGAAUUACGUGAGGACGCUCGAAGGGCUUGGAAACGAGCUCCUGAGGGCGUAGGUAAAGCUCUGCUCUGGAAAGAGUAUCUUGCUGCUGGUAAAUCAUUUGCAAAAGCUGUCAAAAGCCGACGCAAUGAAACUUGGAAAGAGUUUUGUGAUAAGCUCUCGAAUGGGUCUUUUGCCGACACUGCUGCCACCAUCAAGCGCAUUCGACGCAAUCGUGCCAUUACACCUGGGUUCACACAUGUUGAGGGUCCUGCUGCUGCUGCUCGUACAAUGGCCAAUCAUUUACGCAAUGUCUUUGCUGGUAAUUGCCUGCCUGCUCAACGUCCUUCUGCUCCAUCUCUGCCCGACGGCCCAUGUGUCACUGAUCAUGAUCGCUUGUAUCUCUGCAAGACAUUUGACCUCGUUGACUGCCCUGGCGUGUCAUAUCCAAUCUCUCCUGUUGUCAUGGCUGAUAGCAUCUCUGCUACUGAUUGCCCUUUUACCAUCGGCUGUAUAGCAUUCAUGUUGCAACGCAAACUCGCUUGUCGAAAAGCCCCUGGUGUUGAUCACCUUCGUGCUGAAAUGCUGAUAAUACCGUUGAUUGAGGAUCUCGCUCCUGUGUUGUGUCUUCUCUUUUCGCUCUGUUGGAUGUGGUCUCGAGUCCCUGUGGAUUGGUGCACUGCACAAGUUGUCCCCAUCUUCAAAGGUAAAGGCAAUCCAUUGGAUCCUGCUAGCUACAGGCCCAUCAGUCUCUGCUCUGUGCUUCGCAAGUUGAUGGAAUUGUGUCUCUAUCCCGAUCUCUUGGCUACUGCUCCUGAAUUGGAUCCUGUGCAAGGUGGUUUUCGUGAGAAUCGCAGCACGCUUGAUUCUGCUCUUGCCCUACAUGAACUUUGUCGCCAACAUACUGUGGAUCAUCAUGGUGAACCGCCUGUUUUGUGCUUUUUGGACAUCAAACAAGCGUAUGAUACAGUGCAUCGACCUGUCAUUUGGCGUACUCUCGAAACCCAUGUGUCUGAUCCCAUGCUCGGUAUUCUGCAAUCUUUGUUUGACAAUGUCAAGAUUGAGACUUUGGUAUCCGGUGCUCGCUCUCCUUCAUUCUGGCCAUCUACUGCGGUGUUGCAGGGAUCCAUCUUGAGUCCCUUUUUGUACUCACACUACAUUAAUACUCUCCCUGCACUCCUACGUACGAUAUCAAUGCCUUCAUCUCGCUCCUUUGACUCCUUUCCGCAACGGAAAUACAACAGUCUCUGGCUGAACUCGCUUCUAUAUGCUGAUGAUGUCGUGCUAAUUGGCACUGCUGAAACCAUGCCUCGUCUUUUAAAGAAGGCUGAAGAACACUCUCACCUGCUCGGUUACCGUUGGAACCCUGCCAAAUGCAUUGUGCUCAACCCGCCAAUGUACACAGGUCGCACAUCUCCGCUACGUCUUUACGGCUCUCCACUCCCUGCUGCUGACUCGUUCAACUACCUUGGGCUCCCUUUCAACACCAAGGCACAACUAGAUGCUGGUAUGCUGGUACAACGUAAUAUCCAAUCUGCGCUUGUCACCAUGCGUACCAGUAUUCAGCCUCUGGGUUUCCACUCCCCAAGCUUCUAUCGACUGACUGCCGCAAAGAUAUAUGGCACAUUUAUACGACCAAAGCUGGAAUAUGGCUUGUCCAUCUCAAAGCUCCUUGUCAAGCACACCAAAUCACUUGAAAAAGCUCAAGACAUCUGUCUGCGUUUGCUAUUUCGUGGUAAGGCUGCUGCAUCCACACAGGUGUACAAGCAUCUCACUGCUCUUCCUCAUAUCCAUGAGCGUGUCGCCAUCUUGGCCUUCAAGACCAUCACUCGUACUACUCAAUUGCCAUCAGAUACUCUACUCGGAUCAUUGCUGCCUCAUAUCGAAUCGUCACGCAAAGAUGUCAAGUUUCGCUGGCCCAUGUUGCUAACUCAAAGUUCAUUGUGGAAAUUCAUUUGCCAUCCACCUGGAUCCGAUCCUGACGCUGCUCCCGCUUACACUUGUAUAAUGGAUUGGUUGAACUCGCCCACUGGUAACAAUGUCAAGGCUGUCAUCUCACAAUUUCGCCAUCAGAAUCUCACUAGUACAUUGAAUCAUCAAACACCACCGGUGCUCCUCUCAAGUUGUCGUCCUCGCAUUGGUGUGGAUCCCAUCCUUUUCCUCCCUAUGGAUAAUUGGCUUCGCAGUCGUAUUUGUAGAUGGAAAAUGGGCUGGCUUCCUGCUCGUCCUGUGCCUUGCCAAUGUGGUCAUCCGCACGCUUCUCGUCAACAUUUGCUGUCUUGUCUUUCUGUUGCUGAUCGACUGAAUGUCCCUCAUGAUGCCCAGCCUAAUCCUCUCGAUUAUGUGCUCAAUCAGCUCCCCAACAUCAAGAAACCACCUUCCACGUCGUCUCAACAUCAGCAAGUGUAUUUGCGUUGGUCGUCUUGGUGGCCUGUUGUGUGUCAGAUUCUCUUUGAGAUGGAAACAAUCUGCUUGCCAGAUGAAGAAUUCUCCCUUGCUGCCAGUGAUACGCAAGGACUUGCAUUUUUGGAGUGGUUGCUGCCUGUCUACUACAAGCAAAUGGCACCCAUCGUUCGCUCAUCCCUGUAUGAUUGGAUCUAG
Molecule: messenger RNA, 4980 nt
Organism: Mucor velutinosus
Lineage: Eukaryota; Fungi; Mucoromycota; Mucoromycetes; Mucorales; Mucoraceae
Product: Sphingosine N-acyltransferase lag1
Exons: 2
Coding region: 1-4980 (1659 amino acids)
Molecular function (GO): catalytic activity
Source: RefSeq, a predicted model, not a curated record